AUGCAAUCGGGGGUGAACAGGGCCAGGUAUCAAAAUACAAAGUUCCUGCAGAGACUCGAGCUGGCAUUGCUGGAUUCAGAGUCGAGACCUCUCGCACACCUCUACCUGAAGGAAGGAGCCGUGCCCAAGUAUGAUCAUAAACCAUUAGGGGGUCUGCUACAGUAUGAUCGGCCAACACCAGCCCUGGCAGCAGCGCGCAUUCAGCGAUGGUCCUUACUCUUAGGCGGAUAUGAAGAUAGAAUAAAAACCAGGUCGGUCACUGUACAGAACUGGGACACGUGUGAGUUCUCUUCUGGAGAUAAUGUUCUUGUGCACAACUACGGGGAACGGGAGAAGUGGACGGCCGGUACUGUGAAGUCUACGUCUGGGGCACGAAUGAUAACUGUUCAAACCCCUUCACAAGUGGUUCGUCGACAUGCUGACCAGGUACGUCUCCGGCACCCGAGCAACGCCCAAGAUGCAGCCAGUGCAUGGACCAGAAGGACUUAUUACUUAUUCUCCCUGAAAAACAGCCAGCUGGGAGUCAUGAUGGAGAUAAGCUCUGCAGCCCUGAGUCUCAACUGACGAAGACGUGACUGAUCGACAAGAGACAUUACAAGUACGACGAUCUAGUUGAGUGCGCAAACCAGAUGAACGUUUUGGUUAUUAAGGGUAUUGUUACUGUGUUGGUUUUUCAAAGGGAAGAGAAAUGUUAUAACGUUGCUUUGCUUAUACGAGUGUGAG
This is a messenger RNA of Ornithodoros turicata, 723 nucleotides long. RefSeq lists its product as uncharacterized. The record is from RefSeq and is a predicted model, not a curated record. NCBI's taxonomy places the organism in Eukaryota, Metazoa, Arthropoda, Arachnida, Ixodida, Argasidae. The coding region runs from base 1 to 564 and encodes 187 amino acids. The transcript has 4 exons.